Messenger RNA from Galendromus occidentalis (western predatory mite), 1403 nucleotides. RefSeq names its product dual specificity mitogen-activated protein kinase kinase 1. Lineage: Eukaryota; Metazoa; Arthropoda; Arachnida; Mesostigmata; Phytoseiidae. The record is from RefSeq and is a predicted model, not a curated record. Gene Ontology annotation, molecular function: protein kinase activity; ATP binding. The transcript has 2 exons. Bases 114 to 1283 code for a protein of 389 amino acids. Gene Ontology annotation, biological process: protein phosphorylation.
UCGCCACUCGACGACGCUACGCCGCUGUGAAGGAAGGGAGCGCCAAAGCUCCAUUGAAUCGAGGGUCCCGAGCUCUGAAGGGCACUCAGAAGCCUCAAUCGGCUCACGGCACGAUGAAGAGCAGUGUUAAAAACAAACUGAACCUGAAGCUUCCCGCCAUCGGUCCUGUGGAGCCUGGAGACAGCAAUGGAAGUGGCGGUGAAGUUCGCCGCCAUAUUACUCGCGACAACUCUGUGGAAGUUGUGAUGAACAGUCUCGGGGAUCUAGAGCUCAACCCAGAACAAAGAGACAGACUGGAGCGUUUCCUCUAUCAAAAACAGAGACUCAAGGGCAAGGAUCUGUGCGCCGAGGAUUUUGACAAUUUGGGAGAGCUCGGUUCAGGUAACGGCGGGGUUGUCGCCAAGGUGCUUCACAGACCAUCCGGUCUCAUUAUGGCGCGAAAGAUGAUCCACCUCGAAGUCAAGCCGGCUACCCGGAACCAGAUCAUCAGAGAACUCCGCGUUCUCGACGAGUGUAACUCACCCCACAUCGUGGGUUUCUAUGGCUCAUUUUAUUCCGACGGAGAAAUCAAUGUUUGUAUGGAAUACAUGGACGGUGGAUCCUUGGAUCUCCUCCUACCAAAAGCAAAAAGGAUCCCGGAGGAUGUUUUAGGGAAGGUCACAAUCGCUGUGCUGAAAGGCUUGAGUUAUCUGCGGGAAAAACACAGCAUCAUGCAUCGCGAUGUAAAGCCUAGCAACAUUCUCGUCAACACGAACGGCGAGAUCAAACUUUGUGAUUUCGGUGUUUCCGGCCAGUUGAUCGACUCGAUGGCAAACUCGUUCGUGGGCACCCGAUCCUACAUGGCUCCAGAACGGCUACAAGGCGAUCAUUAUUCCGUGUCGUCAGAUUUCUGGUCUCUCGGGCUAUCGCUCGUAGAGAUGGCUCUCGGACGGUAUCCGAUUCCUCCUCCAAACCAUCAGUAUCUCUCGAGCGUUUUAGGAACUCCAUUCAAGGGCACCGAAACAGUUAACGUGGACGAAUCGAAUCCACAGAAGGAAUUGUCGAUCUUCGAGCUCCUGGAAUAUAUUGUUAACGAAGCACCGCCCACAAUCCCGUCUGCCCCUGGAAUUUUCACCAAAGAGUUCAAACAUUUCGUGGAUCGAUGUCUCAAGAGGAAUCCUAGAGAACGGGGUGAUCUCAGAGCCUUGACAUCCCAUGAGUGGAUUGCGAUGUCGGAACAAAAGCAAGUUGACAUGGCUAAAUGGGUGCAGGGCGUGCUAAAUGCGGACGCUUCUCCCAAUUGAUUGUUGUAAUGUGGUAUCAAAUUGUGACUGAUUUUACGAAGAGAAAUCAAAAUAUUCCAUCUCAUUUCUGAAUAUGUCGUUAAGGGACACUAUGUUAAAUACAGCAUCUCAUUUAUUGAU